Corticium candelabrum is the source of this 386-nucleotide messenger RNA. Its product is annotated as large ribosomal subunit protein mL52-like. The coding region runs from base 19 to 315 and encodes 98 amino acids. Gene Ontology annotation, cellular component: mitochondrial large ribosomal subunit. Gene Ontology annotation, molecular function: structural constituent of ribosome. Gene Ontology annotation, biological process: mitochondrial translation. The transcript has 4 exons. The record is from RefSeq and is a predicted model, not a curated record. NCBI's taxonomy places the organism in Eukaryota, Metazoa, Porifera, Homoscleromorpha, Homosclerophorida, Plakinidae.
GAGCUUUAGAAAAAUUCAAUGAGCAUGGCCGUGCGCUUGUAUGCCGUGUUUCUUAGUCGUUCGCUGAGUACGUGCCCUGUGUUGUGUGCUGGACAGAAGUGGAGAGUGAGCAAAGGCUUGGCAAGAAGUGGCAAUGAGUAUGGACCACUGACUGAUCUACCUGACUGGUCGUAUGCUAAUGGGCAGCCUGCACCUGAUAGUAAGAGAAAGAUAGCAAGACAGAGGAGAAGAGAAGCUGUGGCUACGCGAGUCCUUACACUGACGCAAGAGAUGAACGAAGCAAAGAAGAAAGCAUAUCGAGACGAAGACACAUAAGCAACAACUCAAUACGAACAAUAAUGUGUCUUAUUUCCAUACAAAUUACUGUAAAUAGUAGGGAACAUUAA